Pichia membranifaciens NRRL Y-2026 is the source of this 609-nucleotide messenger RNA. RefSeq lists its product as hypothetical. Gene Ontology annotation, molecular function: protein kinase binding. Gene Ontology annotation, biological process: signal transduction. NCBI's taxonomy places the organism in Eukaryota, Fungi, Ascomycota, Pichiomycetes, Pichiales, Pichiaceae. The coding region runs from base 1 to 609 and encodes 202 amino acids. Gene Ontology annotation, cellular component: cytoplasm; nucleotide-activated protein kinase complex; nucleus. The record is from RefSeq and is a predicted model, not a curated record. The transcript has 2 exons.
AUGAGCACGGGCUACCACGUUUUCAAAUGGCCGACGGUGCACGCAAACGAGGUGUAUGUGAGCGGAAGCUUUGACGGUUGGACGAGCCGGCACCGGCUCGAGAAGGACCGGGAGCAGGACUGUUUCCGGGUGCAGUGCCGCAUCCCGAGGGAGAAGAAGGUGUACUACAAGUUCAUUGUCGACGGAGAGUGGUACACCUCGGAGGAGGACACGACGGAGAGCGACGAGCACGGGAACGUGAACAACGUCGUGGUGUACCACGCUGGAGAUGGGGACGGCGAUGGCAGCAGUGGCGACACCGACGCCGACGCUGCGGUGAUUGUGCACGACUCGGACGGCUCGUCCGAGUUCACGUCGAUUUCGCAUCCCAACAGCGAGACCCGGUGGGAGGAGAUCCAGCAGGAGGUGGAGGCGGCGAAUGCCGCCGGGGACGAGGACGCGGAGGGGGACGAGGAUGAGGACUUGACGUCGUCGGUGCAGAUCACGCUCAAGGACACGAGUUCCGUGACGGCCAGCAUCCAGAGCCGGACCACCCCGAGCACAAAGCUGACCGUUCCGAAGCACGGCGACUCCUUCAUGGGCCGGCUCCGAAGUAUCUUCCACAAGUGA